UAUACACGAGUAUUCCAGUCUGGAUACACCUCUUUUCACACAGUGGGAUCCACACCUAUUUCAACCUGUUACCCGGAAAGCACCGUGAAUCACCAUUUAAGGUCAAAGUUACGCCGAGUCAACGUUUACAUGUCACUGAUAUAUAGCCUGUUGACAACCCUUCCAUUUCGGAUCUACUUUGUCUUUCGGUCACCAUGCGAGGAAGGUCGUUUAUCCUCACUUGUCUGAUUUUUGGGCUUGGUUUGGUCCGGAACGUAAACUGUGGGAAUAUCUUGGUAUGGUAUACGGAGGGAAGUCACUGGAUAAAUUUGAAACCAGUACUUGAAACGUUACUAGACAGAGGACACAAUGUAACUGCUCUUGUUCCGAGCUCUUCACUCUUCAUGGAUGUCAGUGAGCCGGCUCCAUAUCACUACGAGACUUUCGAAGUUUCGUUAACAAAAAGCGACGUAAGGAAUACAAUGGAAAGGUUCUUUCGUUUUUGGAUAUACGAGGCGCAGCACAUGAACUUUAUAGAACUGUCUAAGACGUUUUACAAAACUAUGACCGAUCAUUUGGAAAUGUGCGUCGCAUAUUGCGACGGGCUAUUUAAAUCGGAAGCAGUCCUGAACAGACUUCGAGAAGGAAAGUUCGAUCUUAUGUUUGUAGAUCCAGUUUAUCCCUGCAGUGAACUGGUGGCUGAAAUGCUAGACGUGCCCAUCGUCUACACCCUUCGCUUCUCCCUUGCCCAUAGUAUGGAGAGACUUUGUGGACAGAUUCCGGCUCCCCCCUCCUACGUCCCCGGUGCAAUGAGCAAACUGACAGACAACAUGACUUUCUCUGAGAGAAUUCAAAACUUUUUGUUUUACGUGUCUCAGGACGCUAUGUCGAGGUACAUGUGGAGAACGUUUGAUAAGUACUACAGUGAUUAUUUAGGUCGGCCGACUUCAUUUUGUGAGAUGAUGGGAAAGGCUGAUAUCUGGCUGAUCCGAACCUACUGGGACUUUGAUUAUCCCCGUCCGUUCCUGCCUAACUUUAAAUUUGUUGGUGGUAUUCACUGCAGACCUGCUAAACCGUUACCAAAGGACAUAGAAGAGUUUGUGGAGAGCUCAGGAGAUGAUGGUGUCGUGGUUUUCUCUCUGGGCUCCAUAAUGAAUAACAUGACCAAAGAGAGAGCAAACACAAUCGCUUCUGCAUUGGGUCAGAUACCACAGAAGGUUCUGUGGAGGUACAGUGGUGAAAAGCCAGAGACUCUGGCUCCAAACACAAGACUGUACGACUGGAUCCCCCAGAACGAUCUACUGGGUCAUCCAAAGACCAAAGCCUUUAUCACUCAUGGUGGGACCAAUGGAAUCUAUGAGGCCAUAUACCAUGGAGUUCCUAUGGUGGGAAUCCCCAUGUUUGCUGACCAGCCAGACAACAUGGUCCAUAUGAAGUCUAAAGGAGCUGCAGUCAUCAUGGACUUUAUCAGCAUGGAGACCAAAGACCUGGUGGACGGGCUCAAAGCUGUAAUCAAUGACCCAUCGUAUAAAGAGAAUGCCAUGAGGUUGUCCAGAAUCCACCACGACAGACCAAUACACCCAAGGGAUGAGGCCGUGUUCUGGAUUGAAUUUGUGAUGCGCCACAAGGGGGCCAAGCACCUGAGGGUGCAGGCCCAUAACCUGACCUGGUAUCAGUACCACAGUCUGGAUGUGUUUGCUUUCCUGUUGGCCAUAAUUGCUCUAGUUCUCUUCAUAUUCUAUAAAAUACUGAAGUCCUGUGUUGUGAGGUGCUGUUUUAGAUCCAGAUCUAAGAGCAAAAAAGAGUGAACAACAGGUCUCUGAGAACAUUAAAAUCAUGUUUUCAUUGUGUUUUUCCAUCUCAGUCGGUGAUUUAAUUAAUUUGGUGCAUUUCUUUGCUUUAUGGACUUGUGACAUGGAAAAUGACUAUGACAUGACAAUUAUUUAAGCCAAAGGUAGGGUGGGUUGAUCUCUUCAAAAACUGAUUGAAUCCGUGAGUGAUUUUCACGAUGUUCAUUCGCAUACUGUGCAGAUGUUGUUGGUGAUAGUGUAAAUGACGGUGUUCUUAUUCUACAGCCAGGUUCUCAAUGGCUACAUGCUCAGAUUGUAUUGUGCCUCACUUGGCAGUUGCUUUGGAUAAAAGCAUCUACUAGAUGAAUGAAAUGUAAAUGUAAAUAUAAACUUUAUGUCAGA
This is a messenger RNA of Chanos chanos (milkfish), 2171 nucleotides long. Its product is annotated as UDP-glucuronosyltransferase 2A2-like. Gene Ontology annotation, molecular function: glucuronosyltransferase activity. Bases 195 to 1787 code for a protein of 530 amino acids. The transcript is spliced from 6 exons. The record is from RefSeq and is a predicted model, not a curated record. Lineage: Eukaryota; Metazoa; Chordata; Actinopteri; Gonorynchiformes; Chanidae.